This is a messenger RNA of Heterobasidion irregulare TC 32-1, 312 nucleotides long. RefSeq lists its product as uncharacterized. Gene Ontology annotation, molecular function: protein tag activity. The record is from RefSeq and is a predicted model, not a curated record. The transcript is spliced from 3 exons. Bases 1 to 312 code for a protein of 103 amino acids. Gene Ontology annotation, biological process: protein urmylation; tRNA thio-modification. NCBI's taxonomy places the organism in Eukaryota, Fungi, Basidiomycota, Agaricomycetes, Russulales, Bondarzewiaceae. Gene Ontology annotation, cellular component: nucleus; cytoplasm.
AUGACUACCCUGAACAUCAAGAUUGAAUUCGGCGGGGGUCUCGAAUUACUCUUUUCUAACCAACGCUCCCAUCGGAUUUCCCUCCCCGCACACCGUUUGGCGGUUCAGCCAGCAAACAUGGAUUUUCUGAUUCAGUGGUUGAAGGAAAAUUUGUUGAAAGAAAGAGCGGAGCUUUUCGUCGAGAACGACACGGUGCGUCCAGGAAUUCUGGUUUUGAUCAAUGAUACGGAUUGGGAACUUGAGGGAGAAGGACAGUAUGAAUUGAAGGAUGGAGAUGAAGUUGUAUUUAUUUCCACUUUGCAUGGUGGUUAG